This is a messenger RNA of Ostrinia nubilalis (European corn borer), 847 nucleotides long. Its product is annotated as allergen Tha p 1-like. The coding region runs from base 89 to 460 and encodes 123 amino acids. The transcript is spliced from 3 exons. The record is from RefSeq and is a predicted model, not a curated record. NCBI's taxonomy places the organism in Eukaryota, Metazoa, Arthropoda, Insecta, Lepidoptera, Crambidae.
AUGUUUUCCUCCUUUAAAAUCUGUAUAUAAGAAUCCUCGAGUGUACCACUGGCACAGUACCUGUGAGACUGCGAGAGAUCCUAACAACAUGAAAACCAUCGUAGCACUUUGCGCGCUUGUGGCGGUCGCCCUGGCUCGCCCUGAAGACACAUACAGCACCGCCUUCGACAGCUUCAAUGCGCAGGAGUUGGUCGAUAACAUCCGUCUGCUCAAGAACUACGGCAAGUGCUUCCUGGACCAGGGUCCUUGCACGCCUGAGGGAUCUGACUUCAAGAAGAAGAUCCCCGAGGCCCUGAAGACUGACUGCGGCAAAUGCACACCGAAACAACGGGAACUGAUCAAGACUGUCGUCCACGGCUUCCAGUCCAAGCUCCCCGACAUGUGGGCUGAGCUGGUGAAGAAACACGACCCUGAGGGCCAAUACACGGAAUCCUUUGACGCGUUCCUCAACUCAAAAUAAACCAAAGCUAAGAGUAAGGUGCUCGCAAACAUCAACCGCAAAUAAUCCUUUGGGACUGAACUUUUGAAAAUCGACUAAAGAACUCUUUGAAAAGACUUCUGCUGUCUCCAAAGACUUUUUAAGAGCUGUGAAAAUAUUUCAGCUGUUUGCGAGUGAAUAUUCCGACCAAUUGAUUGAAUACUUCCAAAAUGAAACAAAUUAUAAACCCUAUCAAAAUGGUUGUGAUAGCUGUAUGAUUAGCGGUGUAAUUUCUAUUUAAUUUUUUUAUGUAUAAAACGAAAUUCCAUAGAAAUUGAACUGUUACUGAACUCGAGUUAUUUACAAAACAUCACAUUAGGUACAAGUUAUUUUUUAUAAUUCUCAUUAAAAUAAAAUGUUUUAAAAAUA